Messenger RNA from Zymoseptoria tritici IPO323, 706 nucleotides. RefSeq names its product E2 ubiquitin-conjugating protein MMS2. Gene Ontology annotation, cellular component: nucleus. The transcript is spliced from 4 exons. Gene Ontology annotation, biological process: protein K63-linked ubiquitination; DNA damage tolerance. The record is from RefSeq and is a predicted model, not a curated record. NCBI's taxonomy places the organism in Eukaryota, Fungi, Ascomycota, Dothideomycetes, Mycosphaerellales, Mycosphaerellaceae. The coding region runs from base 89 to 508 and encodes 139 amino acids.
GCUCGACUUCCAAUUCUCUCUCACCGCUUGCCGACCGGAACGUCAUCGCUGCACUUGCCCGUAGCGACCACCGUUCCUCACCGUGACAAUGGGCGCGAAAGUCCCGCGCAACUUUCGCUUGCUGGAGGAGUUGGAGAAGGGCGAGAAAGGAGUGGGCGCUGAGGCCUGCUCAUACGGUCUGGACGAAGGCGAUGACCUCCUCAUGACGAACUGGAACGGCACCAUCCUCGGACCACCUCACAGCGUACACGAGAACCGCAUAUACUCCCUCAAGAUCGUCUGCGGACCACAAUACCCCGACUCGCCGCCAGAAGUGACCUUCAUCAGCAAGGUCAAUCUGCCAUGCGUGGAUCAGAGGCAAGGAAAGGUCGACUUGUCCAAGCUCCCGAGCAUCAGCGUGUGGAAGCGCGACUUCACAAUGGAAACCAUCCUCAUCGAGAUUCGACGCUACAUGGCUGCGCCUGCGAACAAGAAGCUACCGCAGCCUCCAGAGGGCACGAACUUCUGAUCAGGAUAUGGGAGAUAGGGAAGAGCAAGCGCCGUUAUAGGAAUGGGAGAGAACGCCCAGCUGGGUUCCUCUCCAACGCAGCUACAGGAUACGAACAAGCAUAGCCUAGGCGUUGUGAGAUUUGAGGCAAUAGGCUACGAGCUCCAUCACGAAGCAAUGAAGCCACGAACAAGUCUCAGUAUGAACAGAUCUUCAUUC